CCCUCACCUCGACACUCUCUGCAGCUACUUCACCCAGCGCACAGCACAGCACACGCAUAGCAGCAGCAGCCUGUGCACAGCUCUUUGCUCUAACUCGCUCGCACUUGCUGCACCGCCGCAGCUCUUCGCCCUCGGCGCACCGCUCACCCCUCGCCUCACCUCACCUCGCCGCCGCGCCGCGGCCCCACCUCGCCCAGCAUGGCGUCGACGGUGGCCAUCGUCGACAUCAAGGGCAAGUCGCUCAUCCAGCGCUCGUACCGCGACGACAUUGAGCCGGCGCAUGUCGAGCGCUUCCUGCCGCUGCUGCUCGACAUGGAGGAGGAGAGCGGCGGCGCGGCCGUGUGUCCCUGCUUCACCAGCGAGGGCAUCAACUACAUGUUCAUCCGCCACAACAACCUGUACUUGCUCGCGCUCUCGCGGCGCAACUCCAACGCCGCCGAGCUGCUGCUCUUCCUGCACAAGCUCGCCGCCGUGCUCGAGGAGUACUUCAAGGAGCUCGAGGAGGAGAGCAUCCGCGACAAUUUUGUCAUCAUCUACGAGCUGCUCGACGAGAUGAUGGACUUUGGCUACCCGCAGACGACGGAGAGCAAGAUUCUGCAGGAGUACAUCACACAAGAAUCGCACAAGCUCGAGGUGCAGGUGCGGCCACCGAUGGCCGUCACCAACGCCGUGUCGUGGCGCAGCGAGGGCAUCCGCUACCGCAAGAACGAGGUGUUCCUCGACGUCGUCGAGAGCGUCAACCUGCUCGUCAACGCCAACGGCAACGUAGUGCGCUCCGAGAUCCUCGGCGCCGUCAAGAUGAAGUGCUACCUGUCGGGCAUGCCGGAGCUGCGCCUCGGCCUCAACGACAAGGUCAUGUUUGAGAGCACCGGGCGGGCGGCACGGGGCAAGGCCAUUGAGAUGGAGGACGUCAAGUUCCACCAAUGCGUGCGCCUCUCGCGCUUCGAGAACGACCGCACCAUCUCGUUCAUCCCGCCCGACGGCGAGUUUGAGCUCAUGAGCUACCGGCUCAGCACGCAGGUCAAGCCGCUGGUGUGGGCCGAGGCCGUCGUCGAGCGGCAUGAGGGCAGCCGCAUCGAGUUUAUGGUCAAGGUCAAGGCGCAGUUCAAGCGGCGGUCAACGGCAAACAACGUCGAGAUCCACGUGCCAGUCCCAGACGACGCCGACUCGCCCAAGUUCCGCGCGGCGACGGGCUCGGUGCACUACGCGCCCGAGAAGUCGGCGAUGGUGUGGAAGAUCAAGCAGCUCGGCGGCGGGCGCGAGUUCCUGAUGCGGGCGCACUUCGGCCUGCCGUCCGUCAAGAACGAGGAGACGAUGGACCGGAAAGCACCCAUCACGAUCAAGUUUGAGAUUCCGUACUUUACCGUCUCGGGCAUCCAGGUGCGGUAUCUUAAGAUCGUCGAGAAGUCGGGCUACCAGGCGCUGCCAUGGGUGCGCUACAUCACACAGGCCGCCGGCCCCGGCUACGAGCUGCGCACGGCGUCGGAGAAGAGCCAGGCUCGGCUCGCGCCCUUCUCGGCAUGAGCAGGCCUCAUGCGCGCGGGAGCUCAUGGGCUCACGCAGCGAGCACGGCGGCCAUGUCGCUUGACGAAGUCUGCCGUCCUCUUUUGGAUCUGCGCUCGGCAGAGAGUCGUUCUACUGCGAGCCGACCUGUACGCUUUCCCUUCCUGUCACAAUGCCAUGCCGUCUACGA
This is a messenger RNA of Tilletiopsis washingtonensis, 1693 nucleotides long. RefSeq names its product putative clathrin assembly protein AP47. Gene Ontology annotation, molecular function: clathrin-cargo adaptor activity. Gene Ontology annotation, cellular component: clathrin-coated vesicle; clathrin adaptor complex. Gene Ontology annotation, biological process: vesicle-mediated transport; intracellular protein transport. The coding region runs from base 199 to 1524 and encodes 441 amino acids. NCBI's taxonomy places the organism in Eukaryota, Fungi, Basidiomycota, Exobasidiomycetes, Entylomatales. The transcript is spliced from 8 exons. The record is from RefSeq and is a predicted model, not a curated record.